Molecule: messenger RNA, 1789 nt
Organism: Stegastes partitus (bicolor damselfish)
Lineage: Eukaryota; Metazoa; Chordata; Actinopteri; Pomacentridae
Product: high-affinity choline transporter 1-like
Exons: 8
Coding region: 1-1689 (562 amino acids)
Biological process (GO): choline transport; transmembrane transport; acetylcholine biosynthetic process
Cellular component (GO): plasma membrane
Molecular function (GO): choline:sodium symporter activity
Source: RefSeq, a predicted model, not a curated record
AUGGCUCUCAACAUCCCUGGGGUGGUUGCAGUGGUGCUGUUCUACAUCCUGAUCCUGGGGACGGGAAUCUGGGCCGCCCGCAAGUCCAGGAGGGCUGAGAGGAAAAGCGAUGGAGACAGGACCGAGGUGGUGCUGCUCGGAGACAGGAACAUCAACCUGGUGGUCGGCGUGUUCACCAUGACCGCUACGUGGGUGGGAGGAGGUUUUAUUCUGGGUGUGGCUGAGGCGGUGUACACUCCCAAAAUGGGCCUGGUGUGGGCUCUGAUGCCGAUACAGUACACCGUGUCCUUCAUAAUAGGUGGUCUUUUCUUCGCCAAGCCGAUGAGGGACAAGAGGUACAUCACCAUGAUGGACCCGUUCCAGAUCAAGUACGGAAAACUCCUGAGCGGCGUUCUGGUGCUGCCGUCGGUGCUGGGCGAUGUGCUGUGGGUGUCCUGCACUCUGCUCGGUUUGGGAGCGACGAUGAGCGUGAUCCUGGACCUGCCGUACGCGUAUUCUGCGUGGCUGUCGGCGGCCGUGGCCAUCGUCUACACUCUGCUAGGAGGCCUUUACUCCGUCGCCUACACUGACGUCAUCCAGCUGUCGCUAGCAUUCAUCAGUCUGUGGCUGUGCGUCCCCUUCCUCAUGCUCAACAACGCGUCCAUCAGCAUCGCUCAGACUGCCUUCAACCACACCUUCCAGGAGCCCUGGGUCGGCUCUCUGGACCUGGACAGCGUCUGGAGGUGGAUCGACGACUUCUUGAUGCUGGGUCUCGGCAGUCUUGCGAUCCAGAGUUUCCACCAGAGGACGCUGUCGGCCUCCUCACCGCAAACAGCCCAGUGGACCUGCUACGCCGCCGCCGUCAUCAUCGCCAUCCUGGGGAUCCCUCCUGUGCUGGUCGGGGCCGUCGCCGCCUCCACAGACUGGAACCUGACGCAGUACGGGUUGCCGUCGCCGCACGGCCGCGAUGAGCACACUUUGAUUCUGCCGCUGGCCCUGCAGCACCUCACUCCCUCCUACAUCUCCAUCAUCGGGAUCGGAGCCGUGGCCGCCGCCGUCAUGUCGUCGACGGACUCGGCGCUGUUGUCGGCGACGUCUGUUUUCUCCUCCAACAUCUACAAGAACAUCCUGCGCACGAAGGCGUCGGACUGCGAGAUGCAGUGGGUGAUUCGGGUCUCGGUGGUGGUGGUGGGUCUGGUCGGCACUUCCAUAACGUUCUACACCAAAAGCACUCUGGUCCUCUGGAUUCUUGGCGCGGACAUUGCCUACACGCUCAUAUUUCCGCAUCUGGUUGCUGUGCUCUUCUUCAAAGUGACAAACGGUUACGGCGCCUUGGUGGGUUACGUCGUGGGGCUGACGAUGAGGGUUUUGGUGGGAGAAGGAGCCAUAGGGCUUCCUGUGGUUCUUCAGCUUCCUGGUUGCACGUUGGAGGAUGGCGUCUACGUCCAGAAGUCCCCCGUCAGGACGGUGUGCAUGCUCUGCACCAUGGCCACCGUCUUGGUUUUUUCCUGGUUGGCCGACUUCCUGUUCAACCGCGGCCUGUUGCCUGAGAGGUGCGACGUUUUUAAGGUGAAACGUGGCGACGCCGGCGCUGCAACGUCAGCAGAUGCCGUCACGCAGAAUCUCAAAGACGAAGCCGGAAGUGACGGCGACGGCGAUUGUGACGGACAAGGAGUUCCCUUACAGCCAAUUUCACAGACUGACAGAUAACUUUUCUUUCGUACCUUUGCUAUGCUGCUUUUCACUGUAAUUUAAAUAGCUGUGUAUAUUUACAGAAAUUGCAAAUUAAAGCUGCUUUUAAUUCAACCAA